Archocentrus centrarchus (flier cichlid) is the source of this 2290-nucleotide messenger RNA. It is a transcript of the gene barx2, whose product is annotated as BARX homeobox 2. Lineage: Eukaryota; Metazoa; Chordata; Actinopteri; Cichliformes; Cichlidae. The coding region runs from base 225 to 1100 and encodes 291 amino acids. Gene Ontology annotation, biological process: regulation of DNA-templated transcription. The transcript is spliced from 4 exons. Gene Ontology annotation, molecular function: DNA binding; DNA-binding transcription factor activity, RNA polymerase II-specific. The record is from RefSeq and is a predicted model, not a curated record.
ACUGUCGCGCGCUGCGCAGCUCAAGUUGAAGGCUACUGAUCUUCAGCAGGAGACUUCAGGGAAAGCUAAACUUCUUCUUCUUCUUUUUUUUUAGUACAAACAAUGAGUUGUUUUAGCGCAUGAACUCCAAUAGUCGGCUUUCAAGACGGUUGAAGCUGCAUAUGCUUAGAAAUUACUGAACACAUUGUGCAGGGACGAUUGCGCACGGCGCACAGGGACAGAUCAUGCACUGUCAAGCCGAGUUGAGGCUCUCCUCCCCUGGGCAGCUGAAGGCUGCCAGGCGGCGCUACAAGACUUUCAUGAUUGACGAGAUCCUCUCCAAAGAGACAUGUGAUUAUUUUGAGAAGCUUUCUCUCUACUCGGUGUGCCCUUCACUCAUUGUUCGACCAAAGCCUCUUCAUUCGUGUUCGGGCUCUUCAUCACUACAUGCCUACCCGCUCCUCUCAGUGAUCACACGGCAGCCGUCCAACCUGCCGGCCCACGUCCCGCAGCCGUCCUCCCCGGGCGCUGCCCAUUCGCACCUGCCGUUGCUCUCCCCGCAGCAUCCGCGAGGCUCCGAGCCGUCACCCAGCCAGACGCCCCUCAGCAUUAGCAGCGAGUCGGAGACUGAGCGCAGCACGCCCCGCCUGAAGAAGCCACGUCGCAGCCGCACUAUUUUUACUGAGCUGCAGCUGAUGGGCCUGGAGAAGAAGUUCCAGAAGCAGAAGUACUUGUCCACACCUGAUAGGUUAGACCUGGCGCAGUCACUUGGUCUCACACAGCUUCAGGUGAAGACAUGGUACCAAAACAGGCGUAUGAAGUGGAAGAAAAUGGUGCUCAAAGGAGGUCACGAGGCUCCGACUAAGCCCAAGGGAAGACCCAAGAAGAACUCCAUUCCCACCACUGAGGAAAUAGAGGCUGAAGAGCGGAGACUGAAAAUAGAAGAAGAGGAGAGGAUGAGGAGGUUGGCAGAGGAAGCAGGGGUGGCGCAGAGUGGAGGAGAAGCACCUCAACUCGAACCUGAAGAUCUCAGUUCAGAAAGUCACAAUCCAGCCGGAGCAGUGGAGGGAUCUGAGCGAGAUCUGCCACUCCUUAUGUCAGAAACUCACACAGCCAGCUAAGCAAGAACAAACCAACCAAAGACUAAUGCCAACCUGAAAACAAAUAGUGCCUCAGGAUCACUGUAAAAAGCCUGUGUGGUGUUAAGAGCCAGAUGCUUUAGCUAUAUCACUGGCUUCACGUUAGUGGCCUACAGUUUUUACCCAGUGUAGCAUUGUGUUUUUGUUUGUGCACUGGAAAUUGUGCCAUACUGAGAGCAAAUCUCCAUAAAUACUAAUUGCACUGGUAAACCUUCUGCCUUUGGUCUGCAGUAUAAUGAGUAGAUAUCCAAAAAGGUCUGUCAGGCCUUAACAUGUAUCACAGCUCCUAUCAAUGGUGCCAAAAUAGCAAGCAUUGCCUUAUUAAAGGGUGUCUAUGAAUCUUUGUAUUAUACAUUACUUCACUGCCAAACUCUGUAAUAUGAAAUUGUUACAGUGCCUUGUUGGUCUCAGAGGAAAGCUUUUUAAGUGUUGAUAAAAUAAUAUCAAAUGCAGUAUAUUUUUUAUAGUCAUUUCUAAUUAUAAGUGCCAUAUUUCGAGACAGAUUUGUAAAGUUUAAACUACAAGACCUCUAUUUUUAGUUUGGAGUCAGACUGUAGAGCUUUUUAGGCACACCUGUGUUCAUUAUUUGCUUGUUUAAGCUUGCAUUUUUAUUUUUCUUCUUUCAAAAGAUAAAAAUAAAUAAUUCUGCCAAGCCAUUCACUGUAUCAUACUGUAGAAACAUGUACAAAAUAUAUGGCCUUUUGGAUAGAAACAUAUAUAAAACAGAAUUUUAAUUAAAAUCAUUUCUAUAUAUAACGUUUCAGCUGUUCCUGAUCUUUUUUUGUUUUUUUUUUUCAUCUCUCAUGGAAGUCAAGAUGACUUUCAGCCACAAGGACACCAAAAACUCUAAAGCAGUUGAGAUUCACGGAGGUACACCCCUAACGUUGAACUUAUAAACUCUCAAAGAUGUUUUCAGCCUGCAGGCUCUGUAUGACUACCCCAAUUGGUACGUUAGACCUGAAUUAAAAUGACAGUUUUUAACUGCCUGUCAGUGACUUUGCCGUGUGCUUCAAACUCUGCUCUCUGUCCUGUUAAAGAUCUCUAAUUUUUAAGAGUUUCGACUGUUGAAUUUUGCAGAUUUACCUUUAUUUGUCAUUGUUUAAUAUGAAAAGUGCAGUAUUUUUCCGAUGUAAAUAAUGCUUGUUUGGUAAACUUGUUUUUUUGUUGGUUUU